AUGACACGUGUGACGGUCGCUCACGCAUUCCUCAAUCGCUGGCGCUGGUAUCUCUGUGGCGCGGGCGCUGCGUGUACCCUGCUAUGGAGUCUCUAUUUCCUUUCCACAAUGCAGCACACGCCGCGCGUUGUCCCGCGACCGCAUGGCUUUGGCUUUGAUGCCAAUAACACAAACACACCUCCUGCCUCGAUUCCUGAAACUCAUUCACAACAGCCAGGGUUGAUCCCUUCUGGUCCGGACGCAGCGGCGAAUUCGACGUUGGGGUUCGAAGCAAUCCUCGCCCUCUCCCCCUUCCCAUCAUGGCGCACAACAGGUCUUCAGGCUGCAGCACACUACACAGGCCUCGACAUUCGCAUCCCACCACAACCGCCCAUCCACCCGGAGAUGAUCGAUGCGUUCGCAGCGCUGGGACCCGCGGAAGCACGCCACCCGAACCACGGUUCCGCACUCGCCUGGGUCGCGCACCUCGACCUGAUCAAGCACGUCGUGCAGUCGAAUUACGAGACCGCGUUGAUACUUGAGGAUGAUGUGGAUUGGGAUAUUUCGAUUCGCGAGGAGAUGGUUGCCAUUGCGGAGGCUGUGCGGCAGUUGACCCAUACGCGGAAAGAGGAGAGUGCGCCUUAUGGGAGCGAUUGGGAUGUUCUGUGGGUUGGGCUCUGCGCAGAAACAUGGGAUAAGAGUUUCGAUACUGUGUACGUCGACGACGAGACCGCGUGUCCCGCUUCAAAGUACGGUGGUCUAGCCAAGGCGCCGAUGGAGCGCCUGGGAGGCGGUCGACCGCAACGAGUCGUCUUUCACUCCGGAGCUCCGAUCUGUACAUUCGCAUACGGGUUGACGAGAGAAGGCGCCAAGAAGGUCCUCUUGGACGUCGGAGCGGGAAAGGACGAGGCGUUCGACAUCGCGCUGAUGAACGGCUGCCGUGAGCGGAAUCUGACUUGCAUCUCGGUCCUACCGGAGCUCUUCCGCCACUAUAAGCCCUCGCCGAACCUCACGGGAAGUUUGGUCAACUCCGGGUCGGAUCGCAAAGUCGUCGAGGUGGAGACGGAAAUGGGAUUUACGGAGAAUAUCGUGCAGAGCGCGCGGUGUCAUGCCCUCUGGGGCAAGCCGUGUAUGGAGCCGCCCAAGGUGGAGGAACCUCCAAAGGAGGAGGGGAAGCACAGCGUGGAAGAAUGA
Molecule: messenger RNA, 1173 nt
Organism: Aspergillus calidoustus
Lineage: Eukaryota; Fungi; Ascomycota; Eurotiomycetes; Eurotiales; Aspergillaceae
Source: the annotation of a GenBank genome assembly